UGUUAGUUAACUGUUAGGAGCACAAUUGCUGUUAGUAUUGCUCAUCGCUGUUUCGUCCACCGAACCGGGGAUUACUUCAUGGCCCUCGCCUUGCCCGCCCCGCUUUGCUCCGUUACUGAACCUUCUCGCUGGCUGGUUUGCCAGUCCCGUGGGUGGGUUUUUCAGAUCGUGCGGGGUUUCCGCAGCAGAUUCUCAUCUCGCCCACCCUCCAUCUCAAUCCCCCUCGGUAGCAGUAAUACCACCCACCCACUGGCAAGGUACCAGGUUACAACUUUGUAUUUCUUGUUCUUGAUCUUCUUGAACUUCCCGACCUUUCUAUUCGAGAUUUCUCGAAAGAGCCCGGCCUACCCACUCCACUCUGCCCUGCAGCUUAUUUUUUCCCAGUGCUGUCACUAACAGUGAAAGUGGCGCGGAAUCUCCCCGCUUAGCCUCGGUGGUGGGGAUCUCAACCAGUCAAGAGAACUCAAUGCGGUAUAACUUGCGCUUGCCGUAGCCCCUUCACUAGAAUAGUCUGCCAUUCUUAACCCCGG
Molecule: messenger RNA, 530 nt
Organism: Aspergillus uvarum CBS 121591
Lineage: Eukaryota; Fungi; Ascomycota; Eurotiomycetes; Eurotiales; Aspergillaceae
Exons: 1
Coding region: 79-396 (105 amino acids)
Source: RefSeq, a predicted model, not a curated record